This is a messenger RNA of Trichomonas vaginalis G3, 1338 nucleotides long. Its product is annotated as glycosyltransferase family. Lineage: Eukaryota; Parabasalia; Trichomonadida; Trichomonadidae. Gene Ontology annotation, molecular function: glycosyltransferase activity. The coding region runs from base 1 to 1338 and encodes 445 amino acids. The record is from RefSeq and is a predicted model, not a curated record. The transcript has a single exon.
AUGAUAGCAAAAAAAGUUUUUAACUCGGCAUGCCCUGCAAUUGCCUCAAUUGCAUUGAUAUUAUAUAUAACAGAGUAUACAUUUUUAAAUGUCAACGUUUUUAUUGAUUUUUUUCAAAAUAUCGAGCCUAAAAUCUACAAAGCAACAGAUCUUCAAAAUAUUGAAAUAUACGACAAUUACUCCUUACUCCAUAGAACUAUGAAUUAUCGCCGUAUCCGCGUUUGCCUCGAUACAGAUUAUGAUGGUAAUUGGAUGGAUAGGGACAGUCUAGGAUACCAACACAUCGUAUAUUCUCACUAUCAAAAAGCAAGCGUCUGCAAGAUCGGUUUGGUUUCGUACGAUAAGUUUAUUGAACCUGGUCGUCAGUACUUUGGUCCAUUGAACUUUACAGGUGUAAAUAACUCAUUAAUUUCACAUAGAAAGAUGGUAGUUGGCUGGUCUCGCCAUUUCCAGUUUGGCCAUUUCUUGCAAGAUAUGGUUUGUGGAGUCAUUUCAAUUCCAUCAGAAAUUGUUAAGGAUGCAGAGAUUUUUGUGGCCUUCCCAGAACCAAACGCUAAAGCCUUUUUCAAACUUUUAGGAUACGAUGAAGAUCACGUUCAUGGUCUUACUGAUGAGCUUAUAUUUGGACAUGAUGUUUAUAUCGCAGUUAGCGACUUUGGAAUGAACGGAUUAUUUAAAUCAUGGGUUCAGCUACGCGAAAUUGUUUACUCAGUUAAUCACUUAUACGAUAUCAAGCCAGUUAAUCAUUUCUUUAUGAACAAGAAUGUAGGAAACUGGGGAUAUGUCAAAAAUAUGAUAGAAUUAUACAACAUUACGAAGAAACUAUAUCCACAAUAUAAUUGGAUUUACCAUGAUGAUAGUAUUAUUAACAAAAAUCUCACAGAAUUUGCAAGAUUCAUGGCAUCCGUCAAAUUGUUUGUAAGUGGAGCAGGGUCAAUCGUUUUUAAUAAUUAUUUGAUGCAUAAUGAAACAGGUAUCCUCGUUGUUUCAAGAUCUCUUUGCGAUAACCCAGCAUUCCAAACUGCGCUCCAUUAUCACAUGUGGUUACUUGCUCUUGCUGGUGAAGUAGUUACUCCAAAUGGAAUUAAUAUUACGGAAAAGAAAUUUUUGGCAGGGGUACAUGAUAUAAUUCAUGCCACCUAUAAAUCCAGGUGGCCAGUUGAUAUUGAUAAUAGAACAAGAAUUCACUUUGUUUUUAAUGUAACAGACUACUUUAAGAAAGGCGAAGAGAUAUUUAGCAAUAAAACUACAGAGACGUUCAUUAAGCUUAGAUAUAAAAACAAAUCAGAUAGAUAUAGGAAACUCUUAACAAAGAAAUGGCUAUUUUCCUUAUUGUAA